Messenger RNA from Seminavis robusta, 2194 nucleotides. Lineage: Eukaryota; Bacillariophyta; Bacillariophyceae; Naviculales; Naviculaceae. The record is from the annotation of a GenBank genome assembly.
GGAUCCAAUGCAAGAUACCGGCAACGGAGUGUAGCCAGCAAAGCGGAACCUGAGUGUGUUCGGUACUGUUGACACUGUCACGGAUCGAUGUAACUCUCUGCCUACGGUACCGUAGUUGGCUACAAUGGCUGGAUUGCAUGUAUUUGCAAUACCGGUAUGGAAUCAUAUGGAUCCAAGUAGCCAGUAAACUGACGAAACAGGAGACCAACGCUGAAAAAAAGCCGAAUUUCCUAUUUCCUGUUCCGGUGAAGCCAAAAUAUAGGGAUAGAGAUAGUCAUAAGCCAACAAAACUGGAAAUUGAAGGUUCUACAAAUUUAGGGUUAGGAAUAAAUCAUGAUCAUUCAAAGUUAGUGCACUCAACACAAUAAGUCAGCAGGAGCUGUAAAGGUUAGAGUUACAAUAAGGGAAUGGCAGCUGGUAAAUUAUAGAGUAGCGGGCGGCAACACACGACGUAGUCGGGUGUUAUCGCCAGGGCUAGCUUAAUAAAGAAGGUUGCAAUGAGGGAAUGAAUGAUACCGAGCGACAACACACGACGUAGUCGAGUGUUGUCGCCAGGGCUGGCUUGAAAGAUGGGUGCAAUCUCGAACAUGAUCCUCCUUCUUCUAUCUGUCUUUCUGCCGAGGUAUCGCAGCUCCCGCUGACUUAAAAACAUGCCUUCAUCAGGGGAGUCGAGUCAACCUGGAUGCAAGCUUGGUGCUUCUGAAUAUCGUAUUGUCAAGACCAAUAAGCAUGAGGGGUACACCACUCAAUGUUAAGAAUACUAGUACGUACUUAAAAGUACAGUAUUGUGUGUUAGAGUUAGAGCCAACAAAUGAGAACUCUGUUCCACAUCACUUUUUCGAGAGCCACUUGCGUGCAGGGUUGCGAGGUAUCGGUACUACAUGUAGUAUCAUCAGGAUCCAAGAGUGUACAGUAUCCAUGCAGAGGUAUCCAUGUAAAUAGUCGGUUAGCAACACUUCAAAGAAAGCCGAAAUCGAGGGAGUUCGAUGUACCAUGACUUCAUCGCCAUUCCACCGUGGCAUUUCCCUUCACAUGGACGAUGACAUGGAGGAAGAACGAACGGGUCACCGAUUCGCAUACCAACAGCGUCAGACAGAACUGCGAAGGCAACAAGCCGCCACGGAAGCUUACAAUGAGGUGGCUCAUCAAUUCGAUCCAAACUACAAACCUAAACCACUACCACCCACGCCAGAGGAGUUGGAUGCCAUGUUCCAAGACGCGACUAGACUCUUUCAAAAUCCACCACCACCGCUACCACCACCGCCACUACAAUCGCCUGACGUAGUAAAGGGUGGAGAGUUCGUGCAGAAGAAAGAGAAUACCACCCCUACUAGCACCCAAACAAUCAUUGAAAAAGGAAAAAAGGAAAUCUUCAGAGCUUAUCGAGUUCAGAUCUCCAGCAAUGACAGCCAAGGACAAGUGAUUCCUGUCCACGUGAUAGACGUACUCGACGGGCUUCAGACAGUUCAUGUACGCUGUCCCAAGGAAGCACAAGCAGGUCAAGAGCUGGAAAUCAGAAUCCCAACAAAUUACGUGUAUCAAAGUUCAAACACUGCUAUUCCUGUGAUGAAACGGAUUGUAUCCAUACCCAACAAUAUCAUCAAUGGUCAAUCGUUUCAGCUCCAAAUACCGAUGUUCUUUCAACCACCCGUUCCAAAACACACACAGUUUUACAAGGGCUAUGUGACCCUCAAGAUUCCCACAAAUUUCAUUGAUGGUGCGAGGCUCAGCCCUGUCCAUGUGUCGCUGGGGAAACAUGCAACUCUCGGCGCAUCUCCUGGCAUUCUCUUGCACCAAUGGGUCAAAGCCCAUGUGUCACCCAAGUCCAUUUUCAAAAGAGUGUUAGUUGUCAAUGUAGAAUGUCCAUUUGGAAGUAUACCAGGAGACCAACUCCUAGUCUGUAUCCCUACCGAACGGUAUGGGGGCAUGACCCGGGCAGAUGGAAGGAUAACUCUUGGCAAUCCUUUUGUCCAGCUUCUGGAUGUCUUGGAGGGACCAUCUUUCGUGCGUCUUUUACCAAAAGAAUAGACUGUUCGCCUUCUAAAACUAGUUACUGUAGCUACCGAGCCAGAUGGCUAGCUGCUGGCUACCGUCACCGGCUGGUACUAGUACCUAAUAACUACUAGCUAGUAAUGUACCAGUACCGGUACUGGUGGUGCAGUUUGAUUAGGUUUUGCUUUUAAAUCUUCGCAAU